AAGGAUGAGUGUUAUGUUAAUUUAGGAGGGAAAGAGAUAACAAAGCAAGGUGAGGUGGUUGGUUAAUGUGACGCGGGACUUAUCCAAGAAAUUGGAAAAAUAAAAACAGAGAGCGAGCUGCGAAGCAUAGCAGAGUUGAAGCAACGCAGAAGAAGGAAUUAGAAAUGCAAUCACACUUUUUCUCACAUUCGCUCCAUUCGUUUCCAAAACCAUUUAAGAGCCAGCACUUUUUAUCUUUCACCACCUCACUUAUAUCCUCUUCCAUUUUUCCCCCUCCUACUCCUCGCUGCAAUCUCAAAUUACCACCACGCUUUCAAUUCACCAACAUUUUUCGGUCUACAACGGGAUUCGUUCGUGCUUCCGAGGAUGACUCUGUUGCCGAAAAUUCCGAUUCUCAAUGCCAAUUGGCAACACAGAAUGUGUCUUCUGAUGAUGCAUCCAUGACAGUUUUGAAGUUUAUGCUGUUCUCCGCGUUCUUCGCACUUCAAGAUGCUUUUCCGGCAGUUGCUGCUUCUGAUUUUGCUACUGGUUUGAAUUCAAUUCCUAUAUUUGGAGAUGUCGGUGACUUAAGCACAGGUUUUGCUUCAGCAUUUUUGCUGAUAUUUUUCUCUGAACUGGGAGACAAGACUUUUUUCAUUGCAGCAUUGUUAGCAGCUAGAAAUUCAGCCAGUGUUGUUUUCGUUGGGACAUUUGGCGCACUUGCGGCAAUGACUGUCAUUUCUGUCGCUCUAGGUCGAACUUUUCAUUAUGUCGACGAACUCUUGCCGUUCAGGUUUGGAGAAACUGAUCUACCUAUUGAUGAUAUUGCUGCUGUUUGCCUAUUGGUGUACUUCGGGGUCUCUACCCUGCUGGAUGCCUCAUCUAGUGAUAGCCAAAAAUCAGAUGAUGAACAGAAGGAGGCAGAGUUAGCAGUUUCCGAUUUUUCUGGAGAUGGUGCUGGAAUACUAGCUGCUGCUAGCACAAUUGUCAGCACUUUUCUCUUAGUUUUUGUUGCUGAGUGGGGUGAUAAAUCAUUUUUCUCCACAAUUGCCCUUGCAGCAGCUUCUUCGCCCUUGGGAGUCAUAGCUGGAUCACUGGCUGGUCAUGGUGUUGCAACUUUGAUAGCCGUACUUGGUGGCUCUUUACUGGGGACGUUUUUGUCGGAGAAGGUCAUUGCCUACAUUGGAGGAGUGCUCUUUCUCGUCUUUGCUGCAGUAACCGUGUUUGAAAUUGUACAAUAGAUGUUUCAAGAAAUGCAAUAUAAGUAUAAGCUCUGUACAAAGGCAUCAAGAAUGUACGGACUUCCACAAUUUUAUCUGUACCCCCCUUUACUAAAAUUUGUUAGCGACGGUUGUAGAAAAAAAAUAUACUAUCAUUUGUAGUAAUAGUUGAUCUACCUUUCAUUGUAAUCCUCAUAAACUAUGUCCAGUAAGUUAUUAACAAUUUUGUUAUUUUAUUUUUAAAGAAAUUUUUAACUAA
Molecule: messenger RNA, 1458 nt
Organism: Medicago truncatula (barrel medic)
Lineage: Eukaryota; Viridiplantae; Streptophyta; Magnoliopsida; Fabales; Fabaceae
Product: protein PAM71, chloroplastic
Exons: 12
Coding region: 165-1220 (351 amino acids)
Biological process (GO): Golgi calcium ion transport; Golgi calcium ion homeostasis; manganese ion transmembrane transport
Cellular component (GO): chloroplast thylakoid membrane; Golgi apparatus
Molecular function (GO): manganese ion transmembrane transporter activity; calcium ion transmembrane transporter activity
Source: RefSeq, a predicted model, not a curated record